Molecule: messenger RNA, 7085 nt
Organism: Schistocerca serialis cubense
Lineage: Eukaryota; Metazoa; Arthropoda; Insecta; Orthoptera; Acrididae
Gene: AGO1
Product: protein argonaute-2
Molecular function (GO): protein binding; RNA binding
Source: RefSeq, a predicted model, not a curated record
CAAACAAUUGUCCUGCACACAGAGGCACAGGUGAACAGUGAGACGUCGUGUUAGUUCUCAUCCUCAAAGCGAAGCUUUCACUGCUGACGCUAAUGGUUGAAUAGGAGUACUGUUAUUGUCAAGUUCACUGCAGAUGCCAGUUGGAAAUUACAGCACGGGUCACUGCAUACCACUAUUGUGUGCUGUUCCUGUAAACCAGUACCGUUUAAAGGGAUUUGUUUAUAACAGCUGAGCUGUAUAUAUACAAACAAGUGUGAACAUAAAGGAGUGUACUUAAUCGUCUGUGGUGCGGUGUUGUCAAUAUAGUUGUGUAACAUUCCGCUAGGAGAAUUAUCAUUGCCGUUGUUAAUAAACAAGAUGAACGCGACGGAAAGCUGUUAUCGAUUUAGAGACCUUGGACGGCGAAAGCGUCGCUGCCAUGCUUUCCGGCGUGGGAAGGAAUAGUGGUUACGCGCUGAACAGCCGCAAUACGCAGUACCACCAUGUUUACAUUGUGGUGAUCAGAAUGCACCAACUUAAGCAUUUUCGUUCCUAUAAAAGGGAGACGGCGCAGUAAACGACAGUGAAAAUGGCAGCCGGAAGGCAAAAGCUGACUGUACCAACAAUCGAAGCAGCUAGCACUGGCAGAAGGGAAAUUAUCUCCAUGCUAGGCAAAAAUUAUGGCUGUGGACAGUGUGGUGCUCCUCCACCUGGCCCUCCACCGGGUGCCCCUGGUCAAGUGGGGCCUCCAGGGGCAGUGGCAGUCCCCCCUGGCGCAAUGGGUCUUGUUCCCCCCCAACAACCUCAUCAACCCCCGCAGCCUCCUGAGUUGCCCAUGUUUAAUUGCCCUAGAAGACCAAAUCUUGGCCGGGAAGGAAGACCUAUUGUAUUGCGAGCAAAUCAUUUUCAAAUUUCGAUGCCAAGAGGGUUUGUCCACCAUUAUGACAUUAAUAUUCAACCAGACAAGUGCCCUAGAAAGGUGAACCGUGAAAUAAUAGAGACAAUGGUGCACGCAUACAGCAAAAUAUUUGGAACACUAAAACCUGUUUUUGAUGGUCGAAAUAAUUUGUACACAAGGGAUCCAUUACCAAUUGGUAAUGACAGAGUUGAGUUGGAGGUGACUUUGCCAGGUGAAGGCAAAGAUCGUGUAUUUCGUGUUACAAUAAAAUGGAUUGCUCAAGUGUCAUUAUUUGCCUUGGAAGAGGCCCUUGAAGGGCGUACAAGACAAAUUCCUUAUGAUGCCAUAUUGGCAUUGGAUGUUGUAAUGAGGCAUUUGCCUUCCAUGACUUACACACCAGUUGGCCGUUCAUUUUUCUCAUCUCCUGAUGGGUAUUAUCAUCCAUUAGGUGGAGGUCGUGAGGUGUGGUUUGGAUUUCAUCAGUCUGUGCGUCCAUCUCAGUGGAAAAUGAUGCUCAAUAUUGAUGUUUCUGCAACUGCUUUUUACAAAGCACAGCCGGUUAUAGAGUUCAUGUGUGAGGUCUUGGACAUACGGGAUAUAAAUGAGCAGCGUAAACCACUGACAGACUCUCAACGUGUUAAAUUCACGAAAGAAAUAAAAGGUUUGAAAAUUGAAAUAACUCAUUGUGGAACAAUGCGACGAAAAUACAGAGUCUGUAAUGUUACAAGGAGGCCAGCACAGAUGCAAUCGUUUCCACUGCAGCUAGAGAAUGGUCAGACAGUUGAGUGUACUGUAGCUAAAUAUUUUCUUGAUAAAUAUAAAAUGAAGCUAAGGUACCCCCACCUGCCUUGUCUACAGGUCGGACAGGAGCAUAAACAUACAUACUUGCCACUGGAGACAAAGCAACAAGCAAUGCCCAAUCAAGGUGUGUGGGACAUGCGAGGCAAGCAAUUCUUUACUGGUGUUGAAAUAAGAGUCUGGGCAAUAGCUUGCUUUGCUCCCCAGAGAACAGUGAGAGAGGAUGCAUUGAGGAAUUUUACGCAGCAACUUCAAAAAAUAAGCAAUGAUGCAGGGAUGCCAAUAAUUGGACAGCCUUGUUUCUGUAAGUACGCCACUGGUCCUGACCAAGUCGAGCCAAUGUUCAGGUAUCUGAAGUCAUCAUUUACGGCACUUCAGCUUGUAGUGGUGGUUCUUCCUGGGAAGACUCCAGUGUAUGCUGAAGUAAAACGUGUUGGGGAUACAGUACUUGGAAUGGCCACACAGUGUGUUCAAGCAAAGAAUGUGAAUAAAACUUCGCCCCAAACUCUGUCUAAUUUAUGCCUCAAAAUAAAUGUUAAACUUGGAGGUAUUAACAGCAUUUUGGUUCCAAGCAUUAGGCCGAAAGUGUUCAAUGAGCCAGUAAUAUUUUUGGGUGCAGAUGUCACCCAUCCUCCUGCAGGUGAUAACAAGAAACCUUCUAUAGCAGCUGUUGUAGGUUCAAUGGAUGCUCACCCUUCAAGAUAUGCAGCAACAGUUAGAGUCCAGCAACACCGCCAGGAAAUCAUCCAAGAACUGAGCAGUAUGGUCAGAGAGUUGCUGAUAAUGUUUUAUAAAAGCACAGGAGGUUAUAAACCACACCGUAUCAUACUAUACAGAGAUGGUGUGUCAGAAGGACAAUUCCUUCAUGUUCUUCAGCAUGAGCUAACUGCAAUCCGUGAAGCAUGUAUAAAGCUGGAAGGAGAUUAUAAACCAGGGAUAACUUUCAUUGUUGUCCAGAAGCGACAUCAUACUAGGUUGUUUUGUGCAGAUAAGAAGGAACAAUCAGGAAAAUCGGGGAACAUACCUGCUGGAACUACAGUAGAUGUUGGUAUUACACAUCCUACGGAAUUUGACUUCUAUCUGUGUAGCCAUCAAGGUAUUCAGGGCACAAGUCGUCCAAGUCAUUAUCAUGUUCUUUGGGAUGACAAUCAUUUCGAUUCAGAUGAAUUGCAGUGCUUGACCUAUCAGUUGUGCCACACUUACGUACGCUGCACUCGUUCUGUCUCUAUACCUGCUCCUGCGUACUACGCCCAUCUUGUUGCCUUCCGUGCUCGCUACCAUCUAGUGGAGAAGGAACAUGACAGUGGAGAAGGCUCACAUCAGUCAGGUUGCAGUGAAGACCGCACUCCUGGAGCUAUGGCACGUGCAAUAACAGUGCAUGCUGACACUAAGAAAGUGAUGUACUUUGCGUAAUGAGUGUAGUAGAACUAUUAAUUGAGAAUCAUUUAUUUUAAAUGUCUUACGAAGAGACUUCAAAUAGUCUCCGUUUGACUGUGAUGACAUGUGCUUCACUCAGGCAACAUUCCUUGUGAAGCUGUGGAGGAUUUGUUGAACUGAAAAAAGUAAUUGAAACACCAAUUUUCUUCAGAAUUAAUGAGGAAAUAGUUAAUUACUCAUGGAAAUGAGCAGCUAUAUGGAGAAGAGAGAUUGUUCAAGUAUUUGUGUGCCUGUGUGUGCAUAUGUUGUAUGUUUUUUAUGUGUGUGUAUUUUCAAUCACGUCCGUCACAAAAAGACUCCAGACAAUAGGUGACAUGCCGGGUAAAUGGUAAAUGCAUUUAUCAUGUUGUGAUCCAAUUUUUAAAAUGUGGAUAUGUUGAUGUGUUAAUUUGAUAUAACAUGUACCAGAAGAUUUUAAAGGAGAUGCUAAGGUUUCCAUUUUAUUUAUGUAAAUUUAUGAGUGUAAGCAUUGAGCACUGUGUGAUGCUUGAAGCGAAGACAUAUAUUGUGAUGAAAAAAUGUAACAUGUAUCAUGUGCCGAGAUCUUUUAGAACCUUUUCUGUGUUAUGUUAGUUAUCAUAUUGUGUGUACAGAUAUUCUCUCUCUCUCUCUCUCUCUCUCUCUCUCUUUCUCUCGUGUGUGUGUGUGUGUGUGUGUGUGUGUGUGUGUGUGUGUGUGUGUGUUUUCAUGCAUGUGGUUGGGUGGGACAGGAAAGAAUAUGUAGUUAGUAUAAUUUCAGUUGCAUUAUUUGUUUGAUAGCAGUUUAUUUGUACAAUAAUUGUGUCACCAAAUCUGUUUAAGGUUGCACAAUGUAUAAUCUUUCUGCACUUUUGGCACUCAAACCUUGCAAAGGGACAUCAUGAACUGGGAAUAAUUAAUCUUUCUGUUUGUUAAAUUAUGUAAAGUUUUUGGAUUUCUUCUUGUUGAGAUUUGAGUCAUUGCUAACUAAUUGUACAGAUGAAAUUCCACAAAUUGUUUUCAUAGUACUCUGUUCAGAGUAGCAAACUGUAAAUAUUUUAGUAUCAUUGUUGUCCCUUGUAAAGCACUAUUUGCUUUGGGAAUAUUGUGAUCUUAAUUUGAAGAACCUAGAAUAUUUCUAACCUUUCUGCAAAACAGAGAGGCAAGGAAAAAAAACUCUAUAAAAGUCUAUAAACAUACUGUUUUGCUCAAACCUGUUUCUCAAAUUUUAAAAUUUUAAUACUUGGUAACUCUGUAGAUGAUUGCAAACUGUCUAGUCAUAAAUUCAUUUAUGUAUAUGUUUCUGUAGAUCUGAGUGCUUAAUUGAAAUUACUUGGAAAUGUUUCGCUGAAGAUACCAGUCACAGUAAUAGAUCAAUAUGACUAUGUUUGUCAAUCAUUGUACUUACUUGAAAUUCAAUCAUAUGUUUAUUUUACUACACAGAUGUUGAAAAUGAUACCAGACAUUUUUCCCCUCUACAUUAUUGGAUAAACUUAGUAAUAGUUUGUAAUUUGACUAUAAGCAGAGAUAAGUGCAUUGCUUAUCAUAGCCACUGUAUGGUCCUGGCAUGAAAACUGAAUUGUGACCUAUCAUUUCCUCAUUUGUCACAAUACCAUAGCACGAUUUCUUCAUCAGUAAUGAGUGCAGAAAUUGUAUUUGUGUAAUAUUAGUUUUUGAUAUCAUAGUCAAUUUCUGUUUCAGUAUUUUCUGUUAGUAACUCUAUUGUAUCUAUGACAUUUAUGUGCCAUUCUCUCUGCAUGUAUUUUAUUUUAUACUUUACGACUUCUUGUUAUUAAUAGCAGUGUGUAUGCGCUAAUAUAAGCAAGACAUCACCAUUCAUAUAUUAUGGAGGUAUUGUAGUAUUAUUUGAUCAGUGGACUGGGAAGCAUAAAGAUGUCACAAAAGAGCAGAUGUCUCAAGACCAUAAAAUGACAAAUCCAUGACUAGGUGGCAAUUUCUGAUUAUUACUUUUGUGUGCAUUUUUGUGCUGUUUAAUGUGUUCCAUCCCCCAGUAUUCUCCAUAAAAAUCCCAUUUAAUUUUAAAUGGGAAAGCAGAUUAUGCAAACUAAUAUUGUUUCCAUUGAUGAAAUGAGCUUGAUUAUUAGGUCAGUUAAGAACUGAGCUUGAGUGGUUGAUGUAUAACAAACAGCAAAUAAGAUAAUUACAGAUUGUUAGCUGUUGCACCUUGGUCCUCAUUAGUAAUGAAAGAAAUCGUAAGAAAUAGGAAAAAUCCAUGUCCAUUUCCGCCCAAAAACUUCUGAAUACACUUUUCAUUUUUCAUUGCUUUCUUUUCAUUUUAUAAAAUGAAAACAUACCUAUUUACCUACCGUUAUUUGUUAGAAAUUGUUAAUUCUAUGCGUGUCCUGUCAUUGGAGGAAAGUUGCUAUUGAAAAAUUAUGCAACAUUACCCACAACAUUUAUGCACUGAGUUAACUUGUUGGCUAGAAUAAUGAUACAUUUAGUUUUUGUUUGAUGUGUUGUUUGUUUGAUAACCCUUAUUAUUUGAGGUUCAAAUACAUUUUGAGAGUAUCAGUGCUUUUGAAAGUAAAGACUAUAUUAUUCAAUGCUAUUUGUUGUUUAGUGUUACUCACUACGAUAAGGAGUUUAAGUUUGAUAUAAAGAUUUUGAUAGUUUCCCAUUUUUUCAGUUUCAUUUACACCCUUUAUUGAUACAGGAUAUUGCUAUUCAUGGUGAAUAUUUUCUGUACAUACCUGAUUUUUUAAAAAAAUUAUAUAGUAAUGUUAAGAAAGCAUUAAAGGGACAAGAGGAAAGUUGAAAAAAUUCCUUAUCCCAGUGGAAGCCAAAAAGCACAGGUGUUUUUUUUCCCCCUUACAAUUCAUUUGCUUGUAAUUGGCUCCCUGUUUGACCCAUGUAUAAUUAUUUUGUGUGUGUGUGUGUGUGUGUGUGUGUGUGUGUGUGUGUGUGUGUGUGUGGUAGUGGGCGCGUGCGCAUGCACGUACGCACAGGUUUUUUAUUUAAAAAAAUUUAAAAAAAAGCAAGUAAUUAAUAAAACCAAAUUGUGAGAUGGAAAUGUUUUUCUACGCCAGGGAUCUAAGUGUUUGUAGUCGUGCUGAGAAGAUAGUUUUAUCUGUAGCAAGGAAGAGUAUUUCAUGGGAAAGCUGUAGGCUAAUGAGCAGUAUUGGCAGCCAAAUGGAGGUGCAAAAUUAGCAAGUAUGGCUGCAAAUAAGGUCUUAUAUCAUCUGACAAGUGCUGAUUCUCUACCAUUAUGUAGCUAAUACGAACAAAGUAAAUGUAAUUGUGUGAGAGUGUGAGCUCACAUCUGUCAAGUCCUAUACAUUAAUUAUGCAGUCCAGUGGUUUCCAAUUCUUAUGUCAACAUAGGGUGUCAGAUUUUACAUAGUAUAAUUAUGUUCCAAGAUAGGUUAUUGUCUAACACUAAUAUUGACUGUACAAAAGUUCUAAGAAAGCUUACUUUAACAGAAUAAUUUCUAACAUAACACUGAUGUAGUAGCUUAUGUGAAUCAGUCUUCAGAUGUAUAUGGGCACCAACUUUGUUUUUGGAUAUUUGGAAUUUUUUUUUACCCAUGUUUUUUCUCUUUUCAUUCUUUUUUUCCAAUACUAUUUUUUCAUUCAUCAUAUGGUAUAAUUAGUCCUAAUCACCAUUCCCACUCAUAGUUAAUUUUAUUUACUUUUGUGACUUCUUAUUUAGUUUUAUUUCGUGUUUCUCCUGGUUUCUAUAAUCUGCUUGAUGCCAUUUUUCUAGCAGUCUUUAUUUUUUUCCCCGCUUGUGUAAAUAAAUGGGACCGAUUGCGCCAACCAUUAUAGAUUGGAUUGAUUGUAUUUUCAUCUUUUGUUUGAGAAUGCUCAGCUUGUGUAAUGUUCAACAUUUAAAUUUUUGUUAUAGGUUUUGAAUUUUGUGUAUCUUAAUUAUUAGUAUGUUCUUCAAAACUGGGUGUAUUUAUUGACAGGGAGGAUUCAUUAUUUGUUGAAAAUAGUUAUUUUCUGUAUGUCAAAUGCUGUUUGUAUUGUUUCAAAGUAAUUGGUUUUGGUUAGUG